Mesorhabditis spiculigera is the source of this 477-nucleotide messenger RNA. The record is from the annotation of a GenBank genome assembly. NCBI's taxonomy places the organism in Eukaryota, Metazoa, Nematoda, Chromadorea, Rhabditida, Rhabditidae.
AUGUUGCUUUUGUUGGUAUUCCAAUUCUUCCUAUUCACGUUUGUCUGUGCUCAGAAUCGACCGAUAUUUGAUGGGAAAAGAAGCAACCCUACCCAAAAAGACCUGCCCUUCCUGAAGAAAGCUUCAGAACAAACGAGGAAAGACGUUUUUCAGGUGCUUGGCGAUAGCCAGCUCCCGAUCGAGGAAAAGGAGGACAUCAUUGCCGACAUUGUGGCCAAGGACACCGAGCAGGUCAAGAAAGACUUUGAGAAAUUCCGGAGGGAAGUGCGUCAAAGGAGGGAGAAAAAGGAGAAAGCUUUGCUCAAGUCGAGGAGCCGUAUGAGUGAGCAGGCCGCAAAUGCCGAUCAGUACAUUGAAGGGAUUGUAAAGAAUGACGAGCUGAACCCGAUGCAAAAGCAGCAAGCUUGUUCGUCGAGCACUGAAAGGUUUCCGUCGCAAAAAAGGGCCAAAACAACAACGAGGACAUUGGGGUUGAGG